UUCGCGAGUUUGUUGACAACGGACGAGAGGGGAGAGCGAAUCGGUUUUGUUUCGUAACGCAAAUCUGGGCCGCGAGCCGGGAGAUGGAGACCAUCUGACGGUGUCUGGAGCAGUGGAAGCCGCAGACUUGCACAGAGACGCACGUGGUGUUACCCGACACUCCAUAUCUCACUUCACCAACAUGGCCGAGAUGGGCGACACAGUACCUCUACUAGUCCUCUUGAUCACUUGUGUCAUCACCGUGUCGCCUCACCCCCAGUGCCUGGACUAUCGACCCCCCUUCAUGGCCGGGGGCAACAACAACUUUUGUCCCCAGUACACUGACUUCGGAUGUUGUACGGAGGCGGACCAUGACGCCUUGCGACAGCGCCGGGACGACAUACAGAGGCGGCUGGGUGACCGAUGGAGCACGUGUGGACACUACGUGGACGAGUUGUUGUGUCAAUACUGCUCCCCAUAUGCUGCCCAUAUUUACGACGCCGAGGCUACCCAGAAUCCCCGGAAGUUUCCAGGUCUGUGUCGACCUUACUGCAACACCUUCUACGACACGUGUAAAGACGUUGUGCAAUAUAUAGACUCAGAACUUGCAAGUCUGCCGUCCUUCAGUUCCAGACAGGGAUUCUGCCAGGCCGUGGCCAUACCGUCUGACGUGGACUACUGUUACCCGGACCUCUUGACCAACCCUCUCUUCACUGACCAGAUCAACAACACCCAGAUCAACACGGAGGGCUGUCUGUGUCUGGAGGAACACCUCCAUGGCAUGAGGAACCCCAUUGUCGCACGACAUGCCGGGGACGGAUCUGGAAGGCUGUUUGUUGGUGAGCAGCUUGGAUUCGUUCAUAUCUACUUUCCCCGAAACAAGACAGGACUUCCAACUCCAUUCCUUGAUAUCACCAACAAGGUCAAGGUCAGUGCUCGGCGAGGAGAUGAACGAGGAUUCUUUUCAAUUGCCUUCCAUCCGAACUUCGCUGAUAACGGCAGAUUUUUCGUGUACUACUCGACACAUCUUCAGGACCAUGACGACUUGAACUUCUACGGCGGAGAUAUUCCUAUUGACCAUAAGAUCCGCAUCAGUGAGAUCCACGUGUCACAGGACGACCCGAACAGAGCUGACCUUGACACCGAGAGAAUUCUGUUGGAGGUCAUGGAGCCUUACUGGAACCACAACGGAGGCGAGUUGCUGUUCGGAGAUGACCGCUAUCUAUAUCUGUUUGUUGGCGACGGAGGGGCAGCGGCAGACCCUCACGGCUUCGCCCAGAACAAAUCGGUCCACCUGGGGAAGAUACUACGUCUAGAUGUGGACACUCCUAACCCCAGCAUGCCCUACUCCAUUCCUCCCGACAACCCCUUCAUCAACGAGCAGCACACCCUCCCUGAGAUCUACGCUUACGGCGUACGGAACAUCUGGAGAUGCGGCAAGGAUCGGGGCGACCGACAAACUGGAGAAGGCAGAGGUCGGAUAUUGUGCGGUGAUGUGGGCCAAUCAGCGUGGGAGGAAAUAGACCUGGUGAAAAAGGGAGCUAACUACGGUUGGAAUUCGAGAGAAGGAUUCCAGUGUUUUGAUGAAAACACAUGCGGAAACAUAGGUCCAGAAGAGUUGCCGGUAUUUGCCUACCCCCACCGGGUGGGAAAGUCUGUGACGGGUGGGGUCUUCUACCGGGGAUGUGAGAGCCCCAACCUGAACGGCAUGUACUUCUACGCCGACUACAUGUUCGGGCAGAUGUUCGCCUUGACGAAGAACGUAUCCGGCGAAUGGCACAACAAAGAGAUAUUCAUGUGCGAGCCUGACAUCUGUCUCAACGGUUUGAUUGGUCACUACGAACGUUACGUCAUUUCCUUUGGUGAGGAUGAAGAAGGAGAAAUAUAUUUACUCUCGACUGGAACUGAGUCUGCGGCUGGAACGGGUGGUAAAGUGUACAAGCUGGUAGAUCCGAUACGGCGCGGAGACCCCAGUGAGUGCCAGCACGCCAACCAGGGAACACGUGUCAACAACCCAGGGGAUCGUACUUACCCGCCGCUCUACACAUCAAGUACCCCAAGUCUUCCCUCGACAGCGGGCGCCACCUCCCCAUCAGCGAACCGGGCUCCGUCCAUCAAUGGGGUCAACAUCCGGACAUGCGCCAUGGCUACUACACUCAUGUGUGUCUUGAGGUCGCUCAGACACUGAGUGUGUCUGUGACAUCUUUUCGACGUCAUAGAGAAAGUAAUUCCGUAUUCGACGUCGAGACCACGAUACCACAACGAGGCUCCUACUGUGUACAACUGCAACCAGUCCAGAUGUUACUGUUACACCGGGACAGUUAUCGGUGAUCGGGAAGUUGAACAAUCAUCUGUAUAACAUAUCUUGUCAGUCA
This is a messenger RNA of Haliotis rubra (blacklip abalone), 2354 nucleotides long. Its product is annotated as HHIP-like protein 1. Lineage: Eukaryota; Metazoa; Mollusca; Gastropoda; Lepetellida; Haliotidae. The coding region runs from base 182 to 2167 and encodes 661 amino acids. The transcript is spliced from 10 exons. The record is from RefSeq and is a predicted model, not a curated record.